This is a messenger RNA of Pteronotus mesoamericanus, 2497 nucleotides long. RefSeq names its product MX dynamin like GTPase 1 (gene MX1). The coding region runs from base 159 to 2132 and encodes 657 amino acids. The transcript is spliced from 14 exons. Gene Ontology annotation, cellular component: cytoplasm; microtubule; nucleus. Lineage: Eukaryota; Metazoa; Chordata; Mammalia; Chiroptera; Mormoopidae. Gene Ontology annotation, biological process: defense response to virus. Gene Ontology annotation, molecular function: GTPase activity; GTP binding; microtubule binding. The record is from RefSeq and is a predicted model, not a curated record.
CCUCCCAGCUUCCAGACCGAGCAGUUUCGUUUCCCUGCGGGCCCCGGAGGGCCGUGGUCGAGGGGCGGAGCACGGGCUGUAUACAGCUGCGGAGCGACGGGCACCCUGACUCCUGGCUGCGAGCGCUAGGGAGAAGGCUGAACGGAUAAAGGGAGAUAAUGGUUUCUACUGCCGGGCAAACGACAGAACCCAAUUCAGCCUCUACAGCCAAUCAUGAAGUAUCAACUGUAAGUGAUGAUAUGUCCAAGAAAAACAUGGAAACAAGGCUCGAGCACCGCCUGUGCAGCCAGUACGAGGAGAAGGUGCGCCCCUGCAUCGACCUCGUUGACUCCCUGCGGGCCCUGGGCGUGGAGCAGGACCUGGCCCUGCCCGCCAUCGCAGUCAUCGGGGACCAGAGCUCGGGCAAGAGCUCCGUGCUGGAGGCUCUGUCGGGAGUUGCCCUCCCCAGAGGCAGCGGUAUUGUGACAAGAUGCCCCCUGGUGCUGAAACUGAGAAAACUUAGGAAUGAAGAUGAGUGGAGAGGCAAAAUCAGUUACAAGGAUAUCGAGAUCAACCUUUCAGCACCUUCAGAGGUAGAAAAGGAAAUCAGCAAAUGCCAGAAUAUCAUUGCUGGGGAAGGGAUGGGGAUCAGCCCUGAGCUAAUUAGUCUGGAAGUCAGCUCCCCACAUGUCCCAGAUCUGACUCUGAUAGAUCUUCCGGGCAUCACCAGGGUGGCUGUGGGCAAUCAGCCGGCCGACAUUGGAUAUCAGAUUAGGAGACUUAUUGAGAAGUACAUCAUAAAGGAAGAGACCAUCAACCUGGUGGUAGUCCCCUGUAAUGUGGACAUCACCACCACAGAGGCGCUGAGCAUGGCUCAAGAGGUGGACCCCGAGGGAGACAGGACCAUAGGAAUCCUGACAAAGCCCGACCUGGUGGACAAAGGCACCGAAGACAAGAUAGUUGACGUGGCACGAAACCUCAUCUACCACCUGAAGAAGGGCUACAUGAUCGUCAAGUGCCGGGGUCAACAGGACAUCCAGAACCAGCUGAGCCUGUCCGAGGCUCUGUUUAAAGAGAGGGCGUUCUUCAAGGACCAUCCAUAUUUCAGGGAUCUCCUGGAGGAGGGAAGGGCCACGGUGCCCUGCCUGGCGGAAAAACUGACCACUGAGCUCAUCGAACACAUUGCUAAAUCUCUGCCCCGGUUAGAAAGUCAAAUAAAGGAGAAGCAGCAGGAGGUAGCAGAGCAGUUACAGAAGUAUGGAGUGGACAUACCAGAAGAUGAAAGUGGAAAAAUGCUCUUUCUGAUCGAUAAAAUCAACAUGUUUAAUGAGGAUAUCUGCACUGUAAUAGGAGGGGAAGAAUUUGUCGGGGAGAACGACAUCCGGCUGUUCAACAAAAUCCGGAAUGAGUUCUGCAAGUGGAGCCAACAGGUUCAGUCAGAUUUCAACAAGGGUUAUCAAAAUGUCCUGAGGAAGAUGCAGCAAUUUGAAAAUCAGUAUCGUGGCAGAGAGCUGCCAGGAUUUGUGAAUUACAAGACAUUUGAGACCCUUGUGAGACAGCAAAUCCAAACACUGGAAGAGCCAGCUGUGCACGUGCUGACCACUGUCACUGAAAUGGUCGUGCAUGCCUUCACAAAUGUAUCCAAGAGACAUUAUGAGGAAUUUUUCAACCUCUUCAAAAUCUGCAAGUCCAAAAUUGAAGACAUUAAGGUAGAACAAGAAAAAGAAGCUGAGAAGUCCAUCCGACUUCACUUCCAAAUGGAGCAGAUUGUCUACUGCCAAGACCAUGAGUAUCAGACUUGGUUAAAUGCGGUCAGAGAGAAGGAAUUAAAAAAAAAGAAUUCAGGCACUAUGAAUCCUCAAAACGACUCUCCAACUAGCUUCCUAGAUGAAAUCCUCCAAUACCUGAUGGCCUACCACAAGGAGGCCAGGAAACGCCUGUCCAGCCAAAUCCCCCUGAUCAUCCAGUUCUUCAUCCUCCGGUCGUAUGGCCAGAAGCUGAACAAGGCCAUGCUCCAGCUGCUGCAGGACAAGGAGAAGUACGACUUUCUCCUCAAAGAGCGCAGUGACACCAGCGACAAGAGGAAGUUCCUGAAGGAGCAGCUUUCACGGCUGACAAAGGCUCGGCGCCAGUUAUGCAAAUUCCCUGGUUAAAUUGGGCUCUGUCCCACCUGUGUCUCCAUGGCCCCUUUCCCUGAGAGGUACCCUUGUUAGUUGCCCACGCUGGUCGCUUAGUGGAAAGGACCUACUGGGAGGCUGUGAUGAGCUAUUUGGUGUCUCGCCUGAGACUCAAGGGCCCAUCCUCAUGAAGGGUGUAGUUUAGGCUGGAUGGAUGAUGUCAUCUUCCCACAGACUAACACAUGUGAGCACCAUGGCACAGCUACUUCCUGGAUUUUUUCCACAACUUUUCACUCAUGUGAUAUUUUUGGACCAUUAGUAUCAUGUAUAUGAAUGCCAUAGGACUCUUACCUCAUCUGUUAGUAAUAAACUCUUUCCAACAGACAUUUCUCCAACACUGU